Messenger RNA from Symbiodinium sp. CCMP2592, 918 nucleotides. NCBI's taxonomy places the organism in Eukaryota, Dinophyceae, Suessiales, Symbiodiniaceae. The record is from the annotation of a GenBank genome assembly.
GCCCGUGCGAUCCACAACCAGCUCUGCGACCAAACGCAGAUGGAGGUGGAUGACGACCUCAUGGAGCUUUCGACGCAGAUUACAAAGGAUCUAAGUGCUUUGAGCUUGCAAGUGGAGCAGGCAAUCCAAGCGAGUGUCCCACCGCCCAGCGAUCCGAGUGGCCCGGAAAAGAUCCAAGGGAGUGUCCUGCCGCCCGGUGCCGAUCCGAGUGGCCUGGAAAAGAUCCAAGCGAGUGUCCCGCCGCCCAGUGCCGAUGCGAGUGGCCCGGAAAAGAUCCAAGCGAGUGUCCCACCGCCCAGUGCCGAUGCGAGUGGCCCAGAAAAGAUCCAAGCGAGUGUCCCGCCGCCCAGUGCCGAUGCGAGUGGCCUAGAAAAGAUCCAAGCGAGUGUCCCGCCGCCCAGUGCCGAUGCCGAUGUGGAGAUGCGCAGUGUCGAUCUGGCUGACCCUAGCCCGAAGGUUCCUAGCUCAGUACAUCAAGCCCUUCUGAGACCUGGAACUGUGGACAUGGAGUUGCUAGCGGCAGCGAUUGAGAUUGCCAAGGGGGGGUCCGAAGUGCCAGAGCAGACAGGGGGUAUCUCUGCAAUCAAUGCUUUGGAGCAGGCCCUCAAAAACAAGAUGCCCAGAGCAAGCCCCCCUGAGAAGCUUGCCAUGCCCCAUCCUCAAGAGAAGCCUGAUCAAGAAAUGAUUGCAACCACCGCAGACCCGGUAGCAGCUACAACGACCGUUGCCCCGGUACCAGCUUCCGAUGCAAGCUCUGUCAGCGCCACCGACAAAGCAGGGUAUGAGGCCAGGCUGGAUGAGAUCGAGAAGCAGCUCAAGGCCAGGAAUGUUUCAGAUAUUGUGGUAUGGGGUUCUCUCAAUCGGUUCUCGUCGCAGACAUGGAUAGUUAGCUUCAAAAGCAUUCGACCAACAGGAUGA